Saccostrea cuccullata (small rock oyster) is the source of this 1727-nucleotide messenger RNA. RefSeq lists its product as uncharacterized. Lineage: Eukaryota; Metazoa; Mollusca; Bivalvia; Ostreida; Ostreidae. The record is from RefSeq and is a predicted model, not a curated record. The transcript is spliced from 9 exons. Bases 77 to 886 code for a protein of 269 amino acids.
CAUUGAUGCAACAAAAGAAGAUGGAAGACUAUGUAGACUCGUCAACCAUGGAACGAAAACAGAAAUAAAUUGCAAAAUGAAACUUUAUAGGGAUUGCCUUUGCCUUUUUGCUACAAGAGACAUGAAGCAGGGAGAAGAACUUUUGUAUGAUUAUGGCCUAAACUCAUACCCAUGGAAAUCCAAUUUAAAUUCAAGGGGCAAAAGUUCAGAUCAAAAGGAUGAUACAAAGGAAGAAUGUGGUCCUGCAAUGGUAGACAGUGAUCGUGCUGAUGAAAGGUCCCAGGGUGUUUGCGAGAAAACAUUGGGAGGUGAAGAGGAUUCUAAAGAGGAUGACUGUGGUCCUGCAAUGAUUUGUAGUGAUCAUUCUGAUGAAAGGUGUUCCCUUGAUAUUUUAGAGAAAACAGUGGGAGGUCAAGAGGAUGUUAUCAUGGAAGACUGUGGUCUUCAAGAGGAUGAUACAAAGGAAGAAUGUGGUCCUGCAAUGGUAGACAGUGAUCGUGCUGAUGAAAGGUGUUCCCCUGGUGUUUCAGAGAAAAAGGGGAGAGGUCAAGAGGAUGUUAUCAUGGAAGACUGUGGUCUUCAAGAGGAUGAUACAAAGGAAGACUGUGGUCCUGCAAUGGUAGACAGUGAUCGUGUUGAUGAAAGGUGUUCCCCUGGUGUUUCAGAGAAAAAGGGGGGAGGUCACUGUUCCUGCAUAGAGGAAGAGGACAAUGGAAUUAGUCUUCAAGGAAACAUCCCUCAUAUCACAGUGUCUGGCAAGUCCACUCUAACAGAGAAGGUACAAGCAGAAAUGGUGGACGACAUCAUUGGUCAAAGGAUGAGAAAAAUGCCAUUGAGCGCCAGUUUUCUGAAUAUUUCAAAUCUGGACAUACACCUGGUCGAUUAGCAUGCUUAAAUGCAAUUGCAAAAGAACCAAUACUCUCAAAACAUGACUGGUCCAAGAUAAAGCAUACUGUUAGAAAUAUGAUCAUUUCACAAAAAAGGAAACUAUACAAGGCUUAAAUAUUUCAUAUCUUAUUUCAUUAUUGUAUGUUAAAAUUAAAGAAGACAUGGGAAAAGGAGGGCAUUAUUCCUUGUCUCCUACAUUUCUUAGCCUGUAUACAUGUUUGUUUGGUUGUUUAUAUAUUUGUUAGUUUGUUUGUUUUUGGUUACGAUUUAAUGUAUUUAUCUGCUUAUAUAUGUAAUAUGAUCAAACAGUAAAACUUAAAAUUCUAAUUGUUCUAAUUGGCUAAUUGCAAUCCAGUGAAACCAAUGAGAAGAAAGUUAUACAUGUAUGAUGAUCUUAAUGUUGAAACUGAGCUUUGGAAAAUUGACAUAUCUAUUGUUUAUUUUUUAUCAGUUGUUUUCAGAUUCAAUGCAGAUAGAUAUAAAUUAAAGUCUGAUAAUUUCAACUAGCCUAUAGAUUUUACUUUGUAAUCAAUAUUGCAUGAAAAAUCAUACAUGAACUUAAAGCAUGAAAAUAGAGUUUAUAUUAGUGAUUAUGUCAUUCUUUUCUUGUCUAGGCCCUGUACAUAUUUUUGUUUUUCUAUUAAAUGAACAUAGAAUUUAUGUACAUGUAUCUCUUUUGAUAGAUCAUAACAAUAUGAAUAUUUUAUCUACAUGUAGAUUCUGAUAUGAAAUUGAUAUUCAGAUUUAUAAUUAUUAAAAUAUUAACAUGAAAAUGAUCUUGCACAAGUACGUACUCUAGGUUUUUGUUGUUGUUUUUUAUCUGCAUGGUCAUUGUUGAU